Calypte anna (Anna's hummingbird) is the source of this 1875-nucleotide messenger RNA. It is a transcript of the gene GALNT13, whose product is annotated as polypeptide N-acetylgalactosaminyltransferase 13. Bases 201 to 1871 code for a protein of 556 amino acids. The transcript has 12 exons. The record is from RefSeq and is a predicted model, not a curated record. Lineage: Eukaryota; Metazoa; Chordata; Aves; Apodiformes; Trochilidae. Gene Ontology annotation, cellular component: Golgi apparatus.
GGCACCUGGGAAGUUCUGCAGAGGCUGAGUGGAGCUUGGGGAGCAUGGCUGAAGCAGAGCUCCCAGCCUUGGGGGGGGAUGCAGCUCCUCAGGUGGGAUGCUUCUCCCUGCUUCCCUGGGGGGUUUUCCCUGGGGGAUUCUGAUCCAUCCCAGCAGCUGCUGCCUUUCCUCAGCCUCUGAGCUGGAACCUGGGUCAAGCAAUGAGGAGAUUUGUUUACUGCAAGGUGGUUCUGGCCACUUCUCUCAUCUGGGUGCUGGUGGAUGUCUUCUUACUCCUCUACUUCAGUGAAUGUAAUAAAUGUGAUGACAAGAAAGAGAGGUCUCUGCUGCCAGCUCUGAGGGCUGUUAUUUCCCGGAACCAGGAGGGACCAGGAGAGAUGGGGAAGGCUGUGCUCAUUCCCAAGGAGGAGCAGGAGAAGAUGAAGGAGCUGUUCAAGAUCAACCAGUUUAACCUGAUGGCCAGUGACCUGAUUGCCCUGAACCGGAGUUUGCCCGACGUGAGACUGGAUGGGUGCAAGACCAAAGUGUACCCUGAUGAGCUGCCCAACACCAGUGUAGUCAUCGUGUUCCACAACGAAGCCUGGAGCACCCUGCUCAGGACCAUCCACAGCGUCAUCAGCCGCUCAGCCCCCCGCCUGCUGGCGGAGAUCAUCCUGGUGGACGAUGCCAGUGAGAGAGAGUUUCUGAAGGCCCCCUUAGAGCACUACGUGCAGGCCCUGGAGGUGCCCAUCAGGAUCAUCCGGAUGGAGCAGAGGUCGGGGCUGAUCCGCGCACGGCUGCGGGGAGCAGCAGCAUCCCGGGGGCAGGUGAUCACCUUCCUGGAUGCCCACUGCGAGUGCACGCUGGGCUGGCUGGAGCCUCUGCUGGCCAGGAUCCAGGAGGACAGGAGAACUGUGGUGUGCCCCAUCAUUGAUGUGAUCAGUGAUGACACCUUUGAGUACAUGGCUGGCUCAGACAUGACCUAUGGGGGCUUCAACUGGAAGCUGAACUUCCGCUGGUACCCGGUGCCCCAGCGAGAGAUGGACAGGAGGAAGGGGGACAGGACCCUGCCUGUCAGGACCCCUACUAUGGCUGGUGGCCUAUUUUCUAUUGACAGAAACUACUUUGAAGAGAUAGGAACUUACGAUGCAGGAAUGGAUAUCUGGGGUGGCGAGAAUCUUGAAAUGUCUUUUAGGAUCUGGCAGUGUGGUGGCUCCCUGGAGAUUGUCACCUGCUCCCACGUUGGGCACGUCUUCAGAAAGGCCACUCCAUACACCUUCCCUGGGGGCACGGGCCAUGUCAUCAACAAGAACAACAGGAGGCUGGCAGAGGUCUGGAUGGAUGAGUUCAAGGACUUCUUCUACAUUAUAUCCCCAGGAGUUGUGAAGGUGGAUUAUGGUGACGUGUCCAUGAGAAAAGCCCUGAGAGAGAGCCUGAAGUGCAAACCCUUCUCCUGGUACCUGGAGCACAUCUACCCCGACUCCCAGAUCCCCCGGCGCUACUUCUCACUCGGCGAGAUCAGGAACGUUGAAACCAACCAGUGUUUGGACAACAUGGGCCGCAAGGAAAAUGAGAAAGUGGGAAUCUUCAACUGCCAUGGCAUGGGAGGAAACCAGGUGUUCUCCUACACUGCUGACAAGGAGAUCCGUACAGAUGACCUGUGCCUGGAUGUCUCCAGGCUGAAUGGCCCCGUCCUGAUGCUGAAGUGCCACCACAUGAGGGGGAACCAGCUCUGGGAAUACGAUGCUGAGAAGCUGACCCUGAGGCACGUCAACAGCAACCAGUGUCUGGCUGAGCCAUCCGAGGAGGACAAACUGGUGCCCACCAUGAGAGAGUGUGUGGAGGGGCGGUCCCAGCAGUGGCUGCUGCGCAACAUGACCCUGGGAGCAUGAACUG